Messenger RNA from Rhopalosiphum padi (bird cherry-oat aphid), 4149 nucleotides. Its product is annotated as E3 SUMO-protein ligase PIAS2-like. The record is from RefSeq and is a predicted model, not a curated record. Gene Ontology annotation, biological process: protein sumoylation; regulation of transcription by RNA polymerase II. Gene Ontology annotation, molecular function: transcription coregulator activity; SUMO ligase activity; zinc ion binding. The transcript has 8 exons. Lineage: Eukaryota; Metazoa; Arthropoda; Insecta; Hemiptera; Aphididae. Bases 886 to 2727 code for a protein of 613 amino acids.
UCAGUAUCGUUGGAAAUUGAAAUACAAACGUUUGUUGUACGACGACUAGGUGCAUUGUUCUGGAUUGCCAACCAUUUGCGUUCAAAAUUGCAAUCUAAGUAAUCGGACGCCGUUGAAGUCUAUAGCCAAGAUUCACCUACAAUGCUGUAAGGACGGCCAGACUAGAGAAAUUGAUCUGAAUUUGACGAUUAUGAGUAAAUUUAUUUGUGAAUAAGGAACUAAUCCAGAAGUCACAACUAUAUUCAUGAAAACUAAUUCAAAAUCCUCCAUUAAAAUAAAGGAUUGAAAAACAAUUAGACUAUUAUCAACUACCAUUACGGUUUGCUAAUUUUUAGCUGAAGUAGUCCCACAAAGUUAUGAAAGAGACAAUAUUGAAGAUGCCCUUCAACAAUAUAAGAACAUUUUUAUAGAGCAAAAGCAUCAAAACAGGGUCAAAUAAAAAGACAGAGAAAGAAAAUCAACUGAAGAUCUAAGAUUAAAAUGAUUGGAAACUUGACGCUAAACAGAUGAAAUAACUGUUUAACUCUAAAACAAAACUGAUCAUUUCAAAUACACUACAUAAUCCAUUGAGAAAAGUAUUUGAUUAUAAAGAGUGAAUGAUAGUUGCAGAUUUGGCCAAAAGGCUGGUUCUGUAUGAAGUUUAUAAGUGAUUGGUAUACGCAAAUAAAAAUGGGAAAUAAAUCAUGUUUGAGCAUGGAAACAGAUGCAUACAAUGACUUACAUUUUAUAAAAUGGCUAAUCAAAGUAUACCAUUUUCAAUCUUUUUCUCAAAAAAGAGUUAACUAAUGACUGAAGACUUAGUUUCUUAAAAAAAACAUAAAUCUUUAUUGGCAGCUGAAAACAAUUUGACUACAUGAAAAAAUAAAUUACCUUGCAUUUAUAACAAUGAAUAUUUCUGAUGAAAAUUAUAGAAAAAUACUGGCUAGUUUUCGGACUAAUGACUUACAAAAACUAUUGGAAGCCUUUGGUCAAAAUAAAACAGGUCAAAGAUCUGAAUUACGAGAUCGAGCACUUGAAUUGUUAAAGUCUAAACCAACUGGUCUUAACUAUGUAGCAUAUCUAACAAAAAUACUUGAACUACAUGGUAUCAUACAAUCUGAUUCGUAUAUUAAUGAUAUGAUGCAUAAUUAUUCUAUGCCACCUCAACAAAGACAGAUGAUGUCUAUAGGUCAGUCACAGACACCACAACAAAGAAUGUACCUACUGCCACAACGUCCUCAACAAUCGAUGCAAACGACCCGCGCUGGAUUACCACAGUUUACGUUCCAAAUGCAAAGAGUCGUACAUGGAAACCCUACUGAUGCAAAUACUAUUCCUGGAAACACUAUGGCUAUCAAAAAUAUUCAGCAUACAUUUGGUAGUAAUCAGCCAGCUGGACCUCAUACUGCAGUACCAUAUCAAUUACCCGUAAAUCAACCAAGUAUGGCGUAUAUGGUGCAACAAAAUACUGUGAGAUUUGUUUUGAAUACAUUGGCAGGUAGAAACAGUAAUGAUUUAACACCAGCACCUCAAAUUUUAGCCAAAUACAAGUUCAAAAAACUACCAUUUUACGAAGUUAUUGAAGAUAUUAUUAAGCCAACUCUUCUAAAUGGAUCAGAAACAUGUACAUUAGAAAACUUUACUAUAGGAACUAGACAAAUGACAUUCAUCCAUACUAUGUCACCCGAACAAGCAUCACUUAUUGCGAUGAAUAGAGAUAUUUCAUAUGGAAAAAAUGAGUAUCUUUAUCAAUACCAGAUUCGAAUUUGUCAGUUAGAAAUUGGACGUAAUGAGGUAACUGAUUUUUUGCCCUUAGGACUCCACAUUCGAGUUGGAAAUAAAAUAUGUUCAUUGCCACCUACUGCUUCUGUACGAUUAGGAAUUGAAUCUAGACGAAUUGCAAAACCUAUUAAUUGCGCGCAAUAUCUAAAACUUAAUCCAAAUAUUUCAAACUCGAUCACUAUAAAUUGGGUUCCAGAUGGGAAAAAAUAUGCCUUGGCAAUGUUUAUUGUAAAAAAGUUAAGUUCAGAUAAUUUAUUAAAAAAACUUCUAGAUAGAGAAACGAAGAGUUCAGAAGAGACGAAACAUUAUAUUAUUAAAAAGUUCACAGAUGUUGAUCCAGAUUUGGCCACUACGUCUUAUUAUUUUUCCUUGGUUUGUCCAUUGGGUAAAACUAGGAUGAAGAUACCUGCAAAAUCUAUCCAUUGUGAUCAUAUACAGUGUUUUGAUGCAGCUACAUUCAUUUCAAUGAACGAGAGAAAGCCAACAUGGGUGUGCCCAACGUGUAAUAAACCUUGUUUAUACGAUGAUAUACGAGUAGAAAAUUAUUUUUUGGAUAUUGUCACAAGUCCUAUGCUCAAAGACGACAAUGAGGAUAUUGAAAUUUUGGCAGAUGGUUCAUGGAUUAUAUCUGAAAAAAAUAAAUAUACCAAAAAUAUGAAUAAUACUCAUGAUACUAAAAAAAACCCUAUAGAUUCUAUCGAUUUAGAUGACAGUGACGAAGAAAUGUCUAUUGAACCAAAAAAAGAACUUAGACUAGAAGGUUUAGAAAAGCAGAAAUCUGAAAACAUGAAAUCACAUCUUGUUGAUUUGACAAAAGAUGAGAACGAAGAACCACUAAAACAUACUGUUAAACUGGAAAUUGAGGAUCAGACAGUUGAUGCUAAACAACCAGUUACUGAACCUGAUUUAAUACCACAAAUUCAAGUACAGCCGCAACAAACAAUUACCAGUUCUGGACAAGAAUGAAAAAUGCAAUUGUUCUUUUCGUCAUCUCCUUCAAGUUUUACCACUACAACAAAAGUCUCUUAAUAUUUUUAUUAUUAUUGUAAUCGAUACUAUUUUUAGAUGGACAGACUUUUUUUAAAGUCACGAUGCGGUUCUAUAUUUCUAUACAAAAUAAAAAUAUUUCUUAGUUAAAUAUUUAAUAUAAUAAAAAUGUUAACAUUCUUUCUAUUUAUCAUAAUAUAUUUUCUAGUUAAUAACACAGGUAAUAUUUUAAACAAUGAAUGCCCAUAUUUUCUGAUAACAUUAAAUUAUUCAUAUUUAUUAUAAGUUUCUCCAUAAUAUUUACUUAUUUCAAAACGAUUAAGACUAAUUAACUCAUGAAGUAAGCUUUAUGAUUGCUGUAUGAGAACAUAGCGCAAAUCCGCAAUAUCAAAUUAUUAAAAAUAUAAAUAUAAAAAUAAAAGAUAAACUUUUAAAUUCUAUAUUGAAACCAGAUACUAGUUCUGAUUCUCCCUCAAAAAAAUCAAAAAGAGAAUGAUUUAUUGAUGUAAAAAAUGUAAUUUAUAUUAAAAUAAAUAUUACCAAAGUAAAAAUAUAUGAUAAAUAUAAAAUCAUUUUAAUUAAAUCUAUUGGUUAGGUUAGGUUAUAUGUAUGCCUCAUAAGAAAUAAUUUGUGAUAUAAAACAAAUUAUUUCUGAAACAAAAUAGUUUGAAUCAGUGUUCGAUCUGGAGGGGUGCGUAGUGGGACGGAGCUCCUUACUAUUUUUUUUCGCGUACCCCAACUUUAUGUUUUUCACAAGAACCGGGGUGAUAUCACAAACUUAUGUCUAAAAUAAUUUUUAUUAAAAUGUGGAUUUCAAUUUAUAAUAUAAGAAAUUUUAAAAUUUUCAGUAUCAAAAUUAUAUUUGAUAAUAGUUUAUUAAUUUAUUAUUAUUAUUAUUAUCAUCACUUCUAUGGCCCUUUAUACUUUUUUUUGUAGUUUGAUUAUUAAUUAAUUAUAAUAUACGGUUCUUUGCCUAUAAUUAAUUGUACAUAAUAUCUAUUCUGUGGACUAGUAUGAAGGUAGAAUUGUGUAGCUGAAAAGUGAUAUUCAAAAUAUAAGUAAGGUUGGCAAAAGGAGUGUGGGGGGGCAAGCCAUUCACGUGUUUGUGUUAAGUAAUUGUGCGCUUGGAACGCAGUUUUUAAAUCGUUGAUUGAGCUCCUCUGCUUAAUUUUUCCCAAUUCGAGCACUGGUUUGAAUUAGUAAAUUAUCUAUAUUAAAACCAUUUAUUUUUUAAAAAUAUACUAAGCUCGAACUAAAAACAAAUCAAAACCUUUAGUAUAAUUAAUACCAGUAUAAGGAUAAAUAUAAUGUGUGUAUAUUAUAUAUUAGUUAACCAAAUAUAGUACAAAAUUAAAAUUAAAAAAAAUAAAUAAUUUAUAUUAUGAUGAUUUCAAGCCUGAA